This is a messenger RNA of Alosa sapidissima (American shad), 5673 nucleotides long. It is a transcript of the gene apaf1, whose product is annotated as apoptotic peptidase activating factor 1. Gene Ontology annotation, biological process: regulation of apoptotic process. Lineage: Eukaryota; Metazoa; Chordata; Actinopteri; Clupeiformes; Clupeidae. Gene Ontology annotation, molecular function: ADP binding; protein binding. The record is from RefSeq and is a predicted model, not a curated record.
AGGGUAUGUACAGUGUGUCCUGCUCUUACCACUAGGCGGCUCACGUCUUCUCUGCCUGGUGACAGCUCGGUCGUAGCACACCCUGUCACGUGUUAAGAAGGCGCGAUUCUUAUUGGAUCGAUGACGCCGGGGAAGUUGUUUUUGUUGGAGAGCAAGGAAGCUUUCGAUUCAAAAAAUUUGAUGUGUGACAAUCACACCCGAAAGACAACUUCGAGGAAUUGAAAGGAUUUGAUAACCACACCGGUGGUUGCGGGUUAAGAGCAAGAGUUCACCCAUAAGAUCAGAAAUUCGUCCAGGCUGCAUGUCCUAUUGUGCGUCUGCCUGGAAGGAUGGAGGAACGGGCUCGGAGCCUUUUGCUGCGCUCUCGGUCAAGCCUGGAGGCGGACAUCAAAGCUAACUACCUGAUGGAUCACAUGAUCAGUGAUGGUGUACUGACCGCAGACGAGGAAGAGAGGGUCCGGAACAAGUCCACUAGGAAAGAGCAGGCCGCUGCCUUGCUGGAGGUUCUCCUUCGGAAGGACAAUCGAGCUUACAUCUCCUUCUACAACGCCCUGGUCAGGGAGAGCUAUGGAGACCUGGCCAGCCUGCUCCAUCCAGCCCUGCCGCAGGUCUCUCCCGAGGGCGAGAAGAGCUUCUCGGAUGGCAGCACUGCUCUGGUCCAGGUGAUGCUGAGUGAGGGUGGUGUGCCCCAGAGACCCGUGGUCUUCGUGAGCCGGCCCUCGCUGCUCAACCAGGUGCGGGCCAAAUUGUACCUGCUGCAGACCGGGCCCGGGUGGGUGACCGUCUACGGCAUGGCCGGCUCGGGCAAGUCCGUCCUCGCUGCCGAGACUGUGAGGGACCAUGCCCUCAUCACAGAGUGCUUCCCUGACGGGGUGCAGUGGGUGUCGGUGGGACAGGAGCGCUCGGACCUUUUGGGGCGGAUGCAGUCGCUGUGCUUCCGUCUGGAGCAGAGCCAGAGUCCAGAGACAUGUCACCGGCCGCCAUGCUCCCUAGAGGAGGCCAAGGAGCGCCUGCGCUUCCUCAUGCUGCGCAGGUACCCCAGGUCCCUUCUUAUCCUGGAUGAUGUGUGGGACAGCUCUGUCCUCAAGACCUUUGACAUCCAGUGCAGAGUCCUGCUAACAACCAGGGACAGAAGUCUGGUCGACUCAGUCAGCGGCAAGCGGCAUGAGGUGGCUGUGGAGAGCGGCCUGGAUGAGGACAAGGCCCUAGAGGUCCUGGCUCUCUUCGUCAGCAUGAAGCCCCAGAGGCUGCCCGAGCAGGCCCGCAGCAUAGUCAAGGAGUGCAAGGGUUCCCCGCUGGUUGUGUCCCUGAUCGGGGCACUGUUGCGGGAGUUCCCUGACCGCUGGGACUACUACCUGCGCCAGCUGCAGAGAAAGCAGUUCAAGCGCAUCAGGAAGUCGUCGUCGUACGACUACGAGGCACUGGACCAGGCCAUGGACGCCAGUAUCCAGGUGCUGGCUGAGGAACACCGGCAGCUCUACUCCGACCUCACCGUUCUUGAGAAGGACGUCAAAGUGCCCGCCAAGGUGCUGUCGGUGCUUUGGGAUCUGGAGCUGGAGGAGGUGGAGGACGUUCUGCAGGAGUUUGUCAACAAGUCGCUGCUGUUCCGCGACUGCAACCAGCGGCCGUACCUCUACUACCUCCACGACCUGCAGCUGGACUUCCUGUCCGAGCUCAACCGCACACGCCUCGCUGAGCUGCACACUAAGGUUGUCCGACAGUACCAGAAGUACUACAAGACAGAGUCGCCCGUCUCUGGUGACGUAGAGAGUCUCUACUGGCUGCGCUUCCUGACCUAUCACAUGGCCAAAGCCGGCCUAUCAAAGGAGUUGUACUCCCUCAUGUUUUCUCUGAACUGGGUCAGAACCAAGGCUCAGCUCAUGGGCCCGGCCCAUCUGAUCAAUGACUAUGUGGAGUAUGCAGCCAAACUGGACGAAGAGCUGUACCACAGUGUUGGCGCAGUUGGAGUGGUGAACGGUGAGGUGAGGGGUCAGUUCCAGGAGUUCCUGUCUCUGAAUGGGCACCAGCUGGAGCAGCGGCCAUUCCCCGACGUGGUGCAGCUGGCCCUCUCGCAGCCCGACUCCUCCGAGGUGUACCGGCAGGCCAGGAUGCAGGCACAGCAGAGGGCCCAGAAGGGGGCGCUCUACCUCGACUGGGUUAAUAAGAAGAGCCUGGAGAGUCUGUCUCGGUUGGUGCUGCAGCCCCACCAGGGUGUGGUCUACUUCGCCUGCUUCUCCCACGACGGCAGCAAGAUCGCCUCCUGUGGGGAGAGCAAGACACUGCGGGUGUUUAAGAGCAGCAGUGGGGAGAAACUGCUGGAGAUCCAGGCUGGUGAUGAGGAGGUGUUGUGCUGUGCCUUCUCUCCUGAUGGCCGGCUCAUUGCCACCUGCUCCAGUAACCGCAAGAUCAAGGUAUGGAAUGCGGAGCGAGGGACUCUGAUGAGGGCAUUUGAUGAGGAGUACGACGAGCAGAUCAACCACUGUCAGUUCACCAACACGCGACACCGCCUCCUACUGGCCACCUGCUCUAAUGACAUGUUCAUGAACACCAAGCUGUGGAACCUGAAUAAGCCGUCUUCCCAGAACACCAUGUUUGGACACACCGAUGCGGUCAACCACUGCUGCUUCUCCCCUGAUGAUAAGUACCUGGCCACCUCCUCCAGUGACGGCACUCUCAAGAUGUUUGAGGUAACCUCCGCAAAUGAGUGGAAGUCCAUCGCUGUGAGCGACCACUUCUCGGAGACGGACCAGGAGACAGGCGUCAUGGUCACAUGCAGCACGUGGUCUGCUGACGGCACUCGCAUCAUCUGUGCUGCUAAGAACGCCGUCUUUGUGUUUGACGUGGCCAGUGCAGACCUGGUGUGUGAGAUCCGUACCAGUCGGCUGAGCACCGUCCAGUUCUGCCACGCUUGCCCCAGUAGCCAGCUGCUGGCCAUCGCACUGUCACACUAUGCCGUGGAGCUGUGGGAUUUUGAAUCCAAUAAGAAGAUGGCCGACUGUAGCGGUCACCUGAGCUGGGUGCGCUGCGUGCAGUUCUCUCCUGAUGGAUCACAACUCCUCUCCUGCUCCGAUGACCAGACCAUCAGGCUGUGGGAGACUAAAAAGGUUACACCCUCGUCCGCUGUCUCCCUCAAGAGGGACUCUGACGCGCUCUUCACCAACGGUGACAUUACAAUGGUUACCGCCGACAAGCGCAACUGUCUACAGGUACUGAGCGGGCACACAGGUUCUGUAGUGUUCGAGUCAGAGAAGCAGGAGUCCAGAAUCCGCUGCACCUGCAUCUGCAGACAGCCUGCUGUUGUAGCCCUGGGUAGAAAGGAUGGAGUUGUGAAGGCAGAGAGGCUCACGGCUAGUCAGUUUCUGAGAAGCAUCGGCAGGAGGGCUCUACAGAUGCUGAGCUCCCACAGGGCCUUUGUACUAGCACUAGGGCUAGAGACAGGCACAGUACAGGUGCUGGAGGUUCCUUCUGGAGAGACCCUGGCAACUCUCUCAGGUCACACUAAAACUGUCUUCCACUGUCAGUUCACUGAAGAUGGACAGCAGCUGAUCACCUCCUCAGAGGACACUACCAUCAGGGUGUGGAAGUGGCAGACAGGGGAAUGUCUGGUUCUGAAGGGACACACCGAGUCGGUCAGGAGGUUCUCAAUUCUUCCCUCCUCGUCUUCCUCUCCAGCUCUUCUCUCGUGGUCUUUUGAUGGAACCAUCAAGGUGUGGAACAUGGACACAGGAGAGAAACAGCAGGACAUCACCGGUCACCAUGGAGCCAUCCUGGCCUGUGACGUCUCCCCUGACGGACGGAGGUUCGCCACCACAUCCGCUGACAUGACGGCAAAGGUGUGGAGCUGUGAAUCCUGGGAGCUGGUCCUCACCCUGAACGGGCACAAGGAAUGUGUCCGCAGCUGCCGUUUCUCUGGUGACAACCGGCGUCUGGCAACCGGGGAUGACAAUGGAGAAAUUCGUCUGUGGAACAUGCUGGAUGGAAGCCUGCUGAAGGUCUGUUGCCGUGGCAAUAAGGAUGCAAUGGACUCACAGCACGGAGGCUGGGUGACGGAUUUGCACUUCUCCCCCGACAGCAAGGUGCUGGUCUCCACUGGAGGGUACAUCAAGUGGUGGAACGUGGAGAAAGGUGAGGCCCUGCAGACCUUCUACACCACCGGCGCCAACCUCAAGAGAGUCCACGUCUCACCAGACUUUUCCACCUUCGUCACCAUCGACAACAUAGGCAUCCUCUACAUCCUUAAGAAGGUGGAAUAAGCCUGAGAUUCCGGAAUGCUCGCCAUCGGAAUCGUCUACAUCUUCAAGAAAGGGGGGUGAAGACCGAGCUUUUGGAAUGCUCGCAUCGGAAUCCUCUAUGUCCUGAAGAAUAUGAAAUGAGACUGUGCCUCUGUUUAGUCCCGAAGUCCCGAACAGCAUUGGAAUCAUCGGUAUCCCAAAGAGGGUGGAAUGAAUGUGGGGUCUCUCACAGGAGCAACGUGGGAUGCCAAUCACUCCCAAUGUUUUGAUUCUCUCACUGUGGUCAGUGUGGGUGACCAGUGCUGGAAAGCAGACUAUGGAUGUAGUGUUUCUAUUCAUUUUUUACAUUUUCUGAGUUUGUGAUAAUCGCAUUAUGAAAUGUGCCCUGCCUUGUCCUUCUGGUUAGUUGAGUGGCCCUCUUUAGGUGAGCUGCAUCUUUUCUGGGACAGAGCUUUUGUCAUGGCCAAGUACUUGUGCACCAUAUGUUUCCUGACCUACAUUUUAAAAAUGUUUUCUAUUCAUUUGUUUUCUCUUGGGCAAGAAAAUGCAGUCUUUUCCCUUUGCGCUUCACGGUACACGCUUGUUUAUAUCAAGGCCUUCAUUUCUAAAAAUAGUUUUAUUUUAUUUUAAUUUUUUUCAUUUGCAUCAGUUUUUUUUGUUUUUAUUUUAUUCUCUGCCUCAUGGUAUAGCCGGAACUGUUGUGGUGUCUUUCUGAAGUGAUCUGCUGUGCAUUAAAUGCAUUGCCGUGGUCCCUGCUGUAAGUUUACAGUUGUACAUACUUUACGACUGUAAACUUCCACCAGGGACACAGUUGUAAUUGUGCAAUACUUGCUGUUGUUUCAGCACAACCAGCUAUUUUAUUAAUGUGAAAAAUCCUAAAUGGAAAUUUUUGCUAACUGUAGACCUGUUUACAGUCUUUAAACUACAGUUUUUUCUAUACCUUUAUGAACCAAACAUAUGCAGCCCUUUUUUCCUCCAUCUUGGCUAAUAAUAGAAAUGGAUGCUCUUUAGAAUCUAAAUCAGGGUUUGCCUUGCAAUAUGUAGCACAGCCAUUGGACUGAACAUGUGGCAGCACAUCCAAUGAGAUGUACUGUAAUAUUCUUGAGCCAUAUAGAAUCUAUAGUAUAUAGAAUUAUUAUCAUUAUUGAUGCAUGCAACAUCUUAUGCAGAGUGUGAUACGUAUCUGAUCUAGCUGUCCAGCCUUGUUCAAUCAGUCAGUCCCCAUGGUUUGGACCAGCCUCUUCUAAAUGCCUUGGAACCGCCUCUGAUGCUUUUUGCUACAGUCAAUCAGAAUUUCACAUCUCUUUGGGCCAAUGGGGUAGAUCAAGAAGCACUCAGGGUAAAAUAUUAGUUUGUUGAUAAACUACAUGGCACUGGUUGUAUGUCUUGCACGAUGCACAUAAUUUAUACCUGUCUUGCAAUAAAUCUGUUGGUGUAUUGA